UUUUUUUCCUGUUCAAAAAUACCACCUAAUAGAUCAUUCACGGUUUAUCAAGAGAAUCACAAACGUUCGCGUUGCAACGUCAUAUCACCACAUCCAUCUCAAUACUAUCAAGCCACUAGGUUACAGACACCUUUUCAUCAGCUUGUGUGAAUUUGUACGGUGAGAAAGAAAAGAAAAAGUACCGCAUUUAGACAACACCGUUUGAACUUACAACCAAAAACAUUCAUCACUGGUAACCCCUAAUUUCGAAACACGAAACAAUAACCUGGCAACCAUCAACAGAGUGGGGUUUCUUAAACUAAAAAAAUCAUUGUAUUAUCCUUGUUUGUUAUAAUUUCCGUUUUUUCUGUGAUUAAGCCGUUCUAAACAGAAAUUUACAACUAGACAUUUAUUCGAAACAUAAUACACUUAUUGACAAAAAGAAAAGAACCAUAUUUCUUACACUCGUUAAGCGACAUAUAAAACAACCACACAGCACCAGUGUUUCUUUUCAAAUAGACCCUUUGAAUUAUAGGAAACCACUACAAGUUUGCGCCGCAUAAACAGAAACAACAAAACAACUCCUCCCAUCAUUUCAAGGCGACAGAACAAACAUUAACCACAAAUGAUGAAAUCAUUCAGAAAAAGCAAGAGACUGUCAAGCUCUUCAACAUCACCCCGACAAAUUCGAGUCUCAGGCUCCUAUAUCAAUGACGUGGACCCAGUUUUACAAGUGCCCAAAAAAGUCAUCAAGGCAAUUUUCGACUACAAGGCUCAAAGCUCUGAAGAAUUGAGUUUUUCCAAGGGUGACUUUUUCCAUGUUUUGGACGAUGGAAAUGACGAAUUCCACAGAAACGCCAAAAAACUUGGAUGGUACGAAGCAACAAACCCAAUGACCCAUGCUAAGGGGAUGGUCCCAAUCGACUACUUUGAAGUAUUUGAUAGAUCUCGCCCUUCGGCAACUGUCAAUACCAGCUCUUCAAAUACAAACAACAACAUUAACCAUUCUCCAGUACAACCGGGCCAAAAGCAAAAGCAAACUUUAUACGCCGUCACUUUAUAUGAAUUUAAAGCAGAAAGAGAAGAUGAAUUGGAUGUGCAACCAGGAGAAAACUUGAUUAUUUGUGCCCACCAUGAAUACGAAUGGUUUAUUGCCAAGCCAAUAACCAGAUUAGGAGGUCCAGGUUUGAUCCCCGUUUCAUAUGUGCAAAUAAUAGACGUUGUAGGUAAAAACCCCGCCCGAAGUUUAAUCGAUUCAAGUAACCAUGAUGAAAUGGUCAAAGCAAUUGAAACAUUCAAGAUCCCUACUGUGGAAGAAUGGAAGAGUCAAACUGCAAAGUACCAAGCUUCCACCAUACCAUUGGGGUCCAUAUCCGGAACGCAAACGCCACCUAUCUCAGCAAACUCGCAAUAUUUCGAUGCCAAUCAAAGGCAUCACCUUGGCUCUAACCGUUCGUCGUUAAGUUCAUCCAAUAUUUCAAUUCUAGAAGCAAAUGUGGAAUCCUAUCAAUUAGACCAAGGAAGAUACCAGUAUCUAGUCACGGCGGUGCUAUCAAAUGGCAGAAUCCGCUAUUUAUAUCGAUACUAUCAAGAUUUUUACGAUUUACAAGUGAAGUUGUUGGAAUUAUUCCCCUAUGAAGCAGGAAAGAUUGAAAAUUCCAAACGUAUUAUCCCAUCUAUUCCUGGACCAUUAAUCACUGUCAAUGAUUCUAUUUCAAAACUAAGAAGAGAAAAAUUGGACUUUUAUUUAAGGAAUUUAAUUGCAUUACCAUCACAUAUAUCCAGAUGUGAGGAGGUUUUGAAAUUAUUUGAAGUUUUGGAUAAUGGGUUUGAUCGUGAAACUGAACUCAAACGAGCUUCUAAACCAAUAAGUCAAAAAUCCAGUUCCCAUAAUGAUAGAUUAUCGCAAUAUUCCAAUAUGAAUAACUAUCCCCGAGUAUCCGACUCUAUCAGUAAUUCUGCCGAUUCCGGGUUAAAUAAUUCUAGUGAAUCCUCAACUACAAAUAUGACCACCCAUGACCACCCUACCAACCACAAUGAAAUCAAGCAACAAACCAAGAUUAAAGUCAAGUUUUAUUUUGAAGAUGACAUCUUUGUUUUGUUGUUACCAGUGAAUUUGCGAUUAGAAGAUUUGAAAACACGAUUACAUUCCAGAUUGGAAUUGGGAGAUCCUAGCCAACAUAAUUUUGAUGAUGCCAAAUCCCCAGAUUCCAUUCAAUUAUACUUGAAGAAUGAUUUUGAAGACUUUAUUAACGAGAAUGGGAUUGUAAACCAAGAGUUUAAGGACCAUCACUUGCUGAAAUUGAAGGAAUUUGAGGUAGACGACGACAUCAAAUUCCACGACGUGUUAUAUGACAAGUGCAAGUUUGUGAUUUUAGUCAAGUGAUGUUUGAAAUAGUAAAAGAAAAGAUGACAACUAGGUUGUUUUCUCUGAUAUUUUUUUGUUUGUUUUAUACUAAUCUUUUUCAUUUUUAAUUUGUAUUAUAUGGACAUACACCAAGGGACUCACAUUUUUUGUUUUUAAAUAUUUUCGGACCAAGGAAAUUGUAAUUGAAUAUAUCCUAAUACUUGAC
Messenger RNA from Spathaspora passalidarum NRRL Y-27907, 2552 nucleotides. RefSeq names its product phosphatidylinositol-3-phosphate-binding protein (gene BEM1). NCBI's taxonomy places the organism in Eukaryota, Fungi, Ascomycota, Pichiomycetes, Serinales, Debaryomycetaceae. The transcript has a single exon. Gene Ontology annotation, molecular function: protein binding; phosphatidylinositol binding. The record is from RefSeq and is a predicted model, not a curated record. The coding region runs from base 605 to 2365 and encodes 586 amino acids.